UCCCCGAGGCCCGGGCUGUGAUUGGGGGACGCUCCCUGAGGCCUGGGGAUUUGCGGACGGCCUCAGCCAGAGGAGAUGGUGCAGCCUGCAGUUGCGGGUUUGUGAAGCGACAACUUUCCCCGGCGAGAGGGAGGAGGCCCCGGCCCCGCAGUGAGAGACUGGCCGCUGGAAGCCCCCCCACAAUGAGGUGCGGGGCGGCACUGGCUGCUCUCCGGUUCCGGACCAGCUUCGAGUUCGGGAACCGUGAGUUAGCGAAAUGGUUCCCCGGGCACAUGGCUAAAGGACUUAAAAAGAUGCAAGCCAGUCUGAAAAAAGUGGAUUGCAUUAUUGAAGUUCACGAUGCCAGGAUUCCUCUGUCCGGACGUAACCCCAUGUUUGAGGAGGCCCUGGGUGUCAGACCCCAUCUACUGGUACUAAACAAAAUGGAUUUGGCUGAUUUAACAAAUAAACAGAGAAUCAUGAGAGAAUUGGAACAACAAAGAAUCCAAAAUGUUCUGUUCACAGACUGCCUACGGGAAAGAGACGUAAACGUGAAGAAAAUUGUUCCUGCUGUUACAGAACUCAUUCAGAAAGGUGACCGGUUUCACAGAAUGGAGAACUUGGAAUAUUGCUUGAUGGUAAUUGGUGUACCAAAUGUUGGCAAGUCGUCUCUCAUUAAUGCCAUGCGAAGGAUGUAUUUAAAAAAAGGCAAAGCCUCCAGGGUUGGUGGAGAGCCAGGGAUUACCAGAGCCGUGCUCACAAAGAUACAGGUCUGUGAAAGGCCCCUCAUAUAUCUAUUAGAUACUCCUGGUGUCUUUUCUCCACGUGUAGAAAGCUUGGAAGUUGGCAUGAAGCUGGCACUCUGUGGAACAAUAUUGGACCACUUAGUAGGAGAAGAAGUAAUUGCAGACUACCUACUUUUCACACUGAAUAAACAACAGAAGUUUGAUUAUGUUGACCGAUACCAGCUGGGAGAGCCCUGUGAUGAUGUGCAGACUGUGCUCAAAAAAAUAGCCGUAAAUUUAGGCAAGACACAGAAAGUAAAAGCCAUCACUGGUGUUGGUGACAUUAACAUUCUCAUGCCAAACUACAGUGCAGCUGCAUAUGAUUUCAUCAGAACAUUCCGGAAAGGUGAACUGGGAAAGGUCAUGCUGGACUGAUGUGAACGCAUCCAGUUUUAAAAGAUGAAGAGCAGAAGAAUCUUACAAACAUUUGGGAUGUCCAAUGUUCCAUUGUGGGAAAGGAAGGUCUACAUCACGAUGUAUAAGAACACUAUUUAAAACACCUUUCAUGUCUUGUGAAAUACUAAUUUAACAAAUGAAAGCUGCCUCGAUGAACACACGGAGCAUGGUUGCUUUACAUUGAAACUUCAGGUGUUCCAUUCUCAGUAAGAGUUGAGAAUACAGCUAACACCCAAGUAAACCAGGGGACUCUUGUACAAAUGUCAAAUGUUUGGAAACAGUCUGAAUAAAAUACUGAUUACAAAGUAAAGAACUAAACAAUGAAUCCAUCACAGCCUGACACUGCUGCCUUUUCAGAUCAGGUUAAAAAAGUGAGAGUAGUUGCGGCUAAAAAUAUGCUGUGUAGUUUUCUACAAGUUGGCCAGGAUAUCGACGUAGUCUUCUCUUAACUGGGUUACAUGAAGAAGUUUCACAGUCACCCCUUUGUGUCAAAAUUAAGAAACUUAAUUGCGUUUUUGAAUAUUAGUUAACACAGCAGGGACUGACAGUAUCACAUUUAGAUUUGAUUUGAAUAAAUUAAUGAACUUUACUGGUAUGCUGAAGUUCAUUAUAAUGGUAAUAUUUACAUUGUCCAUAUUAAUGCAGUACUUUAGACUCAGUAACUCCUUUCCAUUUCAUUUUCUCUUGUCUUUCUUGUUUAUCAUUGUUAAGCAAGUAUAUAUUUUUUUAAAAGUUAUUUAAUUCGUUGUUUUGCAACUUUUUUUUAUUGAAUAGCUCCUCAUGAGCAUACGUGCCCCUUCACUAGCUCCUCACUUUCAGUUAAUUAUCUUUAUUGUCCAAGAUGAAUUGUAGUCUUCUGUGUUAAAAGUGAAAUGAUUAAAGGUUUGCAUUUGCAUAAAACAUGGUCAGUUAUUUUGGUAUGUCCUCUAUAUGACAGACCUAAAUUUGCUCUGCAUUGACCCAGAUUCAUUCUGCAUCCACUGGAAAUUUGAUACCUUUUUGUCCCUUCAUUGCUGAAAUUUCAGUGACAUUAGACUUUCCUGGUUCACUGUUGUGCCCAGCAACUGCUCAAUCCAUUCUUGUAAGUCACAUUAUACAGUUGAAUAUGGAAUGUGUCACAACGCAUUCAAAUUCUUUCAUCCAUUCUGGGUGUCAACUGUAUAGUUAUUUAAAUCAAUAUAAGACAGCACUAACAUCACAUUAAGAAACUUAAUGCAUCUAAUUUCUAAAUUAUCUUUAGUUUUAAUGCAGGUCCAAAUGACAUGUAAUACCUCUAUGGCAGCUAGAAGACAUCCUUUGUGUAGGUAACAGUGGGUAUACUCUAGUGACCAAAGGGAUCCAGGACAGUAUGCCCACUGUCCCCUCAUGCUGUAGGUAGUGAGUACUACAGUGAUUGUUUUUUCAAGACAUUCAGCUCAAAUACUGAACAAAUUUUCAACAAGUAAUGAUGUGCUUUAUUGAGAAGGUUGGACAUCCUGGCUAGAUCACUAUUUGUGUGUUUCUAUUACAUUGAUGCUGUGUAUAAAAUGUAAUUAAAGAGUAAAAUAAAAAUUAGU
Molecule: messenger RNA, 2716 nt
Organism: Stegostoma tigrinum
Lineage: Eukaryota; Metazoa; Chordata; Chondrichthyes; Orectolobiformes; Stegostomatidae
Gene: mtg1
Product: mitochondrial ribosome-associated GTPase 1
Exons: 11
Coding region: 183-1139 (318 amino acids)
Cellular component (GO): mitochondrion
Molecular function (GO): GTP binding; GTPase activity
Source: RefSeq, a predicted model, not a curated record